Messenger RNA from Phasianus colchicus (ring-necked pheasant), 926 nucleotides. NCBI's taxonomy places the organism in Eukaryota, Metazoa, Chordata, Aves, Galliformes, Phasianidae. The record is from RefSeq and is a predicted model, not a curated record.
GGAGAGAGACUGAGAGGUUUGGGCUUGUUGAGCCUGGAGAAGAGAAGGCUCUGGGGAGUCCAUGUGGCUGCCUUUUAGUACACGGCGCCUCACAGAUCACCUAGUUCCAACCCAGCCCUUGGAGUGCCGUGUCUGAUUACAUCCUGGAACAGAUGAAGCUGAACAAGGGAGUCCUGGUUCCGGGGCUCGGGGUCUUUGCUGGGGUCCGAGAGCAAUUCCACAGCAAAGAAGAGGCAGUUUCGGUGCUAAGGCCUGUCUUCCAGCUGGACAUCGGGGUGCUGUGGCUGCAGGACCUCCAGUCUCCCAAUGACAUCAUCCCUGACGAUGUCAAGAUUGAGUCGCUCAACUACCAGCAGCUCUCGCGAGCCUCCGGCGUCCCGCUGAACGUGGUGCUGCGCUGCGUGCGAGAGAGCGUGCUCUUAUAUUGUCAGCUCCUGAGGAACAGGGAGCCCGUCUCAUUUGUCUUUAAGAACAUCGGCGUUGUGACGUGCCAAGAUGACUUCCUCCUCAUGAGGUUCUUCUGCAGCUGCAUUGCAACGCUGGAAAGCAAUGCCACUGUCCUUUCUCUGCUCUGCACUAGAUUUUGGACGGAAGAUUCUGCUGACUUCGGGCCAGAGACCACCGCCCAUGGGAUCCGGGUGUUCCCGAGGUUUCAGCUCACUGUGGAAAAGAGCAGAGCAGAGGUUGCCGCAGAAAAGAAAGCGGAAGAUGAGUAGAGGUGAGGGAACGGGUCCCAGCUGUAGGGAGGGGGCUCUGCCAGCAGGCUGCUGCAGAGGCGGAAGACACUUCCCCCCUCCAUGCUGCUGCAGCGCAAGCCAAGCUCAAGGCAGAAAGACGUGGCGAAGGAGCCUUCUGCCAGGUGAGAGCCUUGGGCGAAAAGAAGAAGGCGAUGCGUGUGCUCGUGUAGGACUGGGCUCCCCUUUGGA